This is a messenger RNA of Octopus sinensis (East Asian common octopus), 813 nucleotides long. Its product is annotated as zinc finger protein 708-like. Bases 1 to 813 code for a protein of 270 amino acids. Lineage: Eukaryota; Metazoa; Mollusca; Cephalopoda; Octopoda; Octopodidae. The record is from RefSeq and is a predicted model, not a curated record. The transcript has 5 exons.
AUGGGAGGGGGGAAGCCAUAUCACUGUGAUGUCUGUGGUAAAUCAUUCUCUGAUAAAAGUCACCUUACUAAACACAAUUACAUUCAUACAAGAGCGAAACGGUAUCACUGUGAUAUUUGUGGAAAACCACAUCCCUGUGAUAUAUGUGGAAAAUCAUUCUCUCAGAAAAUUCACCUGACUUCUCACAAAUACAUUCAUACAGGAGAGAAACCAUAUGAAUGUGAUAUUUGUGGUAAAUCAUUCUCCCAUAAGCACAGCCUUACUUAUCACAUAUCCAUUCAUACAGGAGAGAAACCUUAUCACUGUGAUAUCUGUGGAAAAUCAUUCUCUCAGAAAAUUCACCUGACUUCUCACAAAUACAUUCAUACAGGAGAGAAACCUUAUCAAUGUGAUAUUUGUGGUAAAUCAUUUUCUCAAAAGCAUAGACUUACUUAUCACAAAUCCGUUCAUACAGGAGAGAAACCAUAUCCCUGUGAUAUCUGUGGUAAAUCUUUUUCAUUAAAACGUAAUUUAACGACUCACAAAUUCAUUCAUACAGGUGAGAAACCAUAUCAGUGUGAUAUUUGUGGUAAAUCCUUUGUAGUGAGAAGUAAUUUAACUGCUCAUGAACUUACUCACACUAAUGAAAGGCCAUAUCAGUGUGAUAUCUGUGGUAAAUCAUUCUCUCAUAAAAGUAAUUUUAAUAGACACAAAUACAUUCAUACAGGAGAGAAACAAUAUCACUGCAAUAUAUGUGGUAAAUCCUUUGUAUUAAGAAGUUAUUUAACUGCUCAUGAAUGUACUCACACUGAUGAGAGGGCAUAUCUGUGGUAA